Messenger RNA from Pochonia chlamydosporia 170, 735 nucleotides. RefSeq names its product ankyrin repeat-containing domain-containing protein. Bases 1 to 735 code for a protein of 244 amino acids. Gene Ontology annotation, molecular function: protein binding. The record is from RefSeq and is a predicted model, not a curated record. NCBI's taxonomy places the organism in Eukaryota, Fungi, Ascomycota, Sordariomycetes, Hypocreales, Clavicipitaceae. The transcript has a single exon.
AUGUACGGCACAACACUCCCGUACCUCGUCACAGACGAUGAUCGCGAGAAAUUUCGCAUCGGUGGCAAGGCUUUGACGCCAGAAAAGAUUCAAGAAGUCUUUGAAUUGGUCCGCGCUGACGACCACGACUUUUUCAUUGAGGCAUUUACUCUCACACAGGCGAUAGACCCAACCACGGGGGACUCGCUACUGCAUGUAGCCGUCCGGGCAGGGUCCAUGGACGGCGUGGUCAAGCUGAUGGAAAGGUUCGACCGCGCAAGGAGACCCAGACCCCCGCGGCCGUUCUAUACCUGGGCGUACCAUGCCUUCAUUGCCCAUCAGAACUAUAAUGGCGAUACUGUCUUCCAUGUUGCUGCGCGUAACGGCAACCUCUUACUCAUGAAAAUGAUAUACCGCUACAUAGAUCCCCACUGGUCAGCAGUCUGCCCGGAAGAUGACUCGGAUGCCCCUGAGGAAGAUGUGUAUCCCAUCACUGUCGACGAAGAGUACUCUACGCCUCGUCUGAUGCUGCUUCUUACCAAGAACCGUGCCGGUCGUGAUAUUAUCGCCGAGGCUCGUCUUGUAGGAAACGAUGGGUUGGCUGACUGGUUGGAUGCCAUUGUAGAUAGGCUGGACCCUAAGCGCGAUAGACGCACCGAGGAGGGUAUCGCAGAAAUGACGGCUAAAGUGAGGCAAUGGUUCUGGUAUGACAUGAUGAGCGAAAGACAACAAAAGCAGUUGAAGUCAAAUGAGUGA